GCGCCGGAGGAAGCUGUAAUCCGUGGGCUUCCGGGCACACGCUGCGCGGCCGCCACAGGCCGGGGUUCUGGAGCCGCCGCCGAGUCCGGGCGCCCUGAGCAGAACGCGGCCAUGGGGAUCCUGGAGAAGAUCUCCGAGAUCGAGAAGGAGAUCGCUCGGACGCAGAAGAACAAGGCCACCGAAUAUCACCUGGGCUUGCUGAAAGCAAAACUGGCCAAGUAUCGGGCCCAGCUCCUAGAACCGUCCAAAUCGGCCUCAUCCAAAGGAGAGGGCUUCGAUGUCAUGAAGUCGGGCGACGCCCGUGUGGCACUGAUUGGAUUUCCCUCUGUGGGUAAGUCCACCUUCCUGAGUCUAAUGACCUCCACAGCCAGUGAAGCGGCAUCCUAUGAGUUCACAACCCUGACGUGUAUCCCAGGGGUCAUUGAAUACAAAGGAGCCAACAUCCAGCUCUUGGACCUUCCUGGAAUCAUUGAAGGCGCAGCACAAGGGAAAGGCCGUGGCCGGCAGGUGAUUGCUGUGGCACGCACAGCUGACGUCGUCAUCAUGAUGCUGGAUGCCACCAAGGGAGAGGUGCAGAGGUCUCUGCUGGAGAAGGAACUGGAGUCGGUGGGCAUCCGCCUCAACAAGCACAAGCCUAACAUCUACUUCAAGCCCAAGAAAGGCGGUGGCAUCUCCUUUAAUUCGACAGUCACGCUGACCCAGUGCUCAGAAAAGCUGGUGCAGCUGAUCCUGCACGAGUACAAGAUCUUCAAUGCAGAAGUGCUCUUCCGAGAGGAUUGCUCCCCGGACGAGUUCAUCGACGUGAUUGUGGGCAACCGGGUGUACAUGCCCUGCUUGUAUGUUUAUAACAAAAUUGACCAGAUCUCGAUGGAAGAAGUGGAUCGCCUGGCCCGGAAACCCAACAGUGUGGUCAUCAGCUGUGGCAUGAAGCUGAACCUGGACUACUUGCUUGAAAUGCUUUGGGAAUACUUGGCUCUGACCUGCAUCUACACCAAGAAGAGAGGACUGCCACCGCAUCCACCGGUCGCUUGCCAGCCAGUUCAAGUACGCGCUGGUGUGGGGCACCAGCACCAAGUACAGCCCGCAGCGGGUGGGCCUGACCCACACCAUGGAGCACGAAGAUGUCAUCCAGAUUGUGAAGAAGUAGCCUGGGCCGGGCCUGGCCACCCACCUGUCUCCCUGGGGAGUCGGACCCAAUGGGACACACUGAAGCCCAAACAGGAAGAAUACAAAUACAUGUAUUCCGUCCGGGAAGGGUCUCUUAAGUCUGCUUUUUCUAGAAGUUUCUUAAGUAGACAAAUAAUAAAGAGUGUGUGGGACUGAGGGAGAGGGUGGGGGCCUUAGGUUGGGCUGGAGGCAUUUCCUAUGAGACUAGCCCCCUUGGGUGGGGCUUCUGAGUUUGGAUCCCUGGGCCCGCGCCCUACACCUAGCCCUGGUUGGGCACAGAGAGCACGCUGCCCCCUUACUUCCCACUCAGGGUCCCAGAGAUGGUGUUACUGUAGGGGUACUUUGGCUCCUCUGCUCCUGCAGCUUUUCUGGUACCCAAGAAGGAGCCUCCCAGGCAAAAACCCUUCCCCACUUUUGUCCCCCGGCUGCUCAGUGAUGGAAACUAGAGUCGGUGGGUUUAAAGACCCGGUUCAUGGCCUCCACAGCCUGCCAGGUCCUGAAGGGCCACCCCUCCUGGGCAGCCCAGGCCCUGUGCAGACAGCUGGGGGACGUUGGGGUUUGGGGUAUUUUCUCUCUCAGCCCUCUGAUCUCGGCGCUCUGGAAUAAAGGAUGAAGACACUUCCUGUUCA
Messenger RNA from Myotis daubentonii (Daubenton's bat), 1796 nucleotides. RefSeq names its product developmentally regulated GTP binding protein 2 (gene DRG2). Gene Ontology annotation, molecular function: GTP binding; GTPase activity. NCBI's taxonomy places the organism in Eukaryota, Metazoa, Chordata, Mammalia, Chiroptera, Vespertilionidae. The record is from RefSeq and is a predicted model, not a curated record.